Paramisgurnus dabryanus is the source of this 1695-nucleotide messenger RNA. The record is from RefSeq and is a predicted model, not a curated record. NCBI's taxonomy places the organism in Eukaryota, Metazoa, Chordata, Actinopteri, Cypriniformes, Cobitidae.
AACAGAAGUCAAUACUCCGAUUAGCAGCGGUGAAAACAUUUAUAGAGGUUAAGAAGCCAAGCCAACGAGAAGAAAAUGGUGUCUAUGUGUCGACAGAUCAUGGGAUUGUCCAUGGGCCUGAUUGGUUUCUUGGGAACGAUCAUAAUUUGCGCCCUUCCUAUGUGGAGGGUGACGGCAUUCAUCGGGGCCAAUAUCGUGACCGCUCAGAUCAUCUGGGAGGGCUUGUGGAUGAACUGCGUUAUGCAAAGCACAGGACAGAUGCAAUGCAAGAUAUACGACUCGCUAUUGGCCUUACCCCAGGACUUGCAGGCUGCUAGGGCGCUCGUGGUCAUCGCCAUCAUCGUCAGCCUCUUUGGAGUCUUCCUGGCGAUCGCCGGUGGAAAAUGCACCAACUUUGUCGAGGAGGAAGCCGCGAAAGCGAAGGUGGCUAUUGCCAGUGGUGUAAUCUUCAUUGUCGCUGGAGUGCUGGUCUUGGUUCCUGUAUGUUGGUCAGCUAACAGCAUCAUCAGGGAUUUCUAUAACCCCAUGCUCACCGACGCUCAAAGGCGAGAGAUGGGACCUUCUCUCUACAUAGGCUGGGGAGUGGCUGGAUUGAUGAUCAUUGGAGGAGCUAUAUUGUGUAGCUCUUGCCCACCCAAAGAGGACAACUACGGAGUCAAGUACUCUCCGCCACGGUCCGUUGCCACCAGCAAGGCCUACGUCUGAGAGCUUCAGAGCUGUGCUACACCACAAGGACUCUUUAAUUGUAAAGACUCAUCGUUCAUAAAGUCUCUUCGUACCCAGAUCCAUCUAGUUCUUUGUUCCGUGAUGCAAUGUGAGUAAGGACAAUGUCUGAAAAUGCAUAGGUAAUUUACUGAGAGUUUGUGCUAUGAUUGUAGACAAAUCUCUUACAAAUGUAUGUUUUCAUCAUGUGAUAAAAGGAAUAGGGAUCUGUAAUCACAAAAAUUGUUUCUCUAUUUUAAUUUAUGUUUGAUUUGAUAAGGAAGGAAUAGUUCAAAAAUAACAUAAAUACCUGCGUAUAAAAUGUGUAUUAAUCUAUAUUUGCGUAGCCUCUUGUUUAACUUUCAUUAAUUUUUUAUUUACAGAAACAAGUGUUGUAUGUUUUGUUUAUUAAAAAUGUUUAAAAUGGUUCUGUGAAACAAUGUAAGUAUCUUUUUUAAGUGAAUAUGUUUACUUCAUAAUGCCACACUGACCCCUUCAAAAUGAUAUUGUUACAUCAAAGAUAUUAUGUUGUACAUCACCUCAGUGAAUACACUAUUAUUAUAAGAGAGAUGUUGCCAACCUACUGUAAACAACUGUUUGAUUGCUUUUAAAAGAUUAACUAACUUGUUUUCACUUCAUUCAAAGUAUCUUGUCACAGUAAAAUAAUUUCAGUGAUAGAUCAAUGCAUUUAUUUAUUACGGUGACCUGCUUGUAAUUGGAUCAGACACUUCAUUAACUCAUCUACCAUGUGUUCCCUACUAGUUGGGGUUCCUGCUUGACAUUUAUUACAGUUUUUACAUUUGUUGUGUCAUUAAAUCAUCAUUGAACAUCUUUAUAUUUUGAACCUUCAUUAUGAUAUUUUAUUUUGGAAUUAUACGGUGUAUUUGUGUGUGCACUAUUGGUUCCUGUCACUCGAGGUGUGCCGUGGGGAGAUGUGUGCUACUGUCAUGCCUUUGGUCUCUGCUUCAAAGACAAUAAAAUUAAGUGACUUGA